CCUUGGGUCAGUCAGUCAGUCAGCACACGCCGGAGGAGGCUGACGCUCACACCAGACGCUCCCUUCCUCACUCACUCGCUCAACAAGACACAGCAGCUCUGGCACCGCUCUCUGUCUCUGUCUCUCCUCCGCGGGGCCUUCAGAAGAGUGCCUGAGGGUGCCAAAAGGUGCCUCCUUCUUCUGGUACUCCUUCUGCGCCGCCUCCGUCUCUUCCUGUUGUUUGUUUGUUGCAGGUCGUGUUGUGUGCUUCUUACUUGCUGCGUGGCGCCUUCAGGAUGUCUGGGCCACGCUUCCUCCUGCUGUGCCUGGCCGCCCUCGCUCUAUCUUCAGGCGCAGGUGUGGCAAAGACGCUGGAUGCUGAUGUGAAUGAGAUAACCUCCUCGUCUCUCAAAGCCUCCGCUAGAAACUUCCUGGUGCAGCUCCUGCAGGCGGGGAGCGACAUGUCUCUGAGCUCCGUGGCGAGGGCCCUGAGUGAGGAGGGGGUCUUCGCCAAGCAGGUGAAGAGUCUCCUGAAGAAGCAGCUCCCUAACAUGAAGGACGUCGCAGGAGGUCUCGGUGUCAGUCCGGAUCUCCUGCAGCACUUCCUGAAGCUGGCGAGGAAGGUGAGGAGGCUAGGGGAGCACACGCCGGUGAGCGAGAAAGCCGGGGCGCAGGCUGUGCUGGAGACCGUGCUGGAUUACCUGGGAGGCGAUGACGAAGAUGAGGGUGAGGCUGAGGGUGAGGGAGAGGAGGCGUCUGACAAGGAGGGCAGCGAGGACAUCCAGGGGCAGCUGCUUCACUUGGCCAAGGGAAUGUUCGAGCAGCGCUUCGGAAAUCUGAGCUCCAUCAAGGCCUCGGCCAACGCCACGCAGGCUGCCAGGGUGGGGCUGUGGGAGGUGGUGCGGUCGACGUGGGCGCGCGUGCUGUCCUACGUGGAGGAGCAGAACUCGCUGGAGUCCUUCCUGCAGCGCACGCCCGUCAGGAUCAUUGACCGCGCGCUGAGUCUCGGCGACGACCUCAACCUGGCCUCCUUCCUCGCCAAGAAGCUCGACCCGGAGUUCGCGGCGUUCCUGGCGGCCAGGGCGGAGCCGCUGCUGGGCCCGCUGCGCGACGCCGACUCGCUCGCCAACCUGACCCAGGCGGCGGGGCUCAGCGCCGCGCUGGACUACUUCACGUCUGAGCGGUUCACCAACACGGUGGCCGCCAUGUCGCGCUUUGUGUCCGCCUACCUGGAGGACUCCGUGUCCGAGGACGUGGUGAACCAGUACAUCGACUUUAUCUCCUUCAGCAACCCCGAGCUGAACCACUUCUACCGCGCCGUGCUCAACACCACCGCCAACGCCAAGCAGGACGCGCAGGACGCCGCCGCCCCGCAGAGGCGCCGCCGCGACGUGCUGAGGGACAUCGCCAGCAUCUAUCGCUACGAGAACGAGGCGGUGCGGCAGGAGGCAGACCAGAGCCCCGCCGAAGCCACAAACCCGUCCUCCCGGCAGAUGCAGCACCGCUACGGCGUGUCCUCCCUCGGCGCGGCCUCCGCCCUCUACGACCCCUCCAGGGACGGCUACGGCUACGGCGGCGGCGGCGGCGGCUACGGCGGCGGCUACGGCGGCGGCUACGGCAUGAACAUGAACACGCUGGACCCCUACGUAGUGCUGGGCUCCCUGGCGCUGGGCACCAUCCUGGGCUUCCUGCUCUUCCGCGCCCUCAGGGGCACCGGCGGUGGCAGGCGCGACAUCGGGGACGGCUCCCUCUCCCUUUGGCAAUCUGACCAGCCCUUCGGAGGCGGCAGCCGCGCCCUGCGGGCUGAGCGCGCAGCCCCCUCCGGCAGGAGGGGCCUGACGCUGCCGGCUUCCCUCCGCGGUGAUGUGUGGUCGUCGGCGCCGCUGGUGGACGAUGAGACCUCGACAGGCCUACCGCUGGACGAGGACGACGUGGCGGACCACCUCAACCAGCUGUGGCGGGCACACCGCGGCAACGACUCGUCCACCUGCGUGAGGAGCCGCCUGUGCAGCCAGCUGGCGGGGCCCGGGGCCGCGCACGCCGGCCUGGCGCUGUUGCUGUCGUCGACGGGCAGCCUGCUGGGCGUGGCGCAGCCAGGCCAGCUGCUGGAUGACGUGGCGGGCAGCCUGGCGAUGGGCAGCACUUACUCCUGCCCCUCCUUGGCCUGCCGGACCAUAUAGGAUCCUCCUGCCACGAGACGCGGCGCCGCCAAUACGCAAGCCCCAGACGCCGCCAGCCGCGAGGGGCCUGUGUGCAGGUAACACAGUUUCCGGGGAAGAGUCACGCCCCGCCCCUCUUGUCUCGCUCGGCAGCCCCGAGCCGAUGAACUGUUUCCCGCCUGUCAUUAACCAAUGCGAGGCUGUGACACUGUGACGCCCGCCGUGCCUUCCUCCAGCCGCCUCUUGCUCCCCUCCACACCCACCCUCUCGCCAGCCUGGAUCACGGGGCGAGUCGCGCGCGCACACACACACACACACACACACACACACACACACACACACACACACACACACACACACACACACACACACACACACACACACACACACACACACACACACACACACACACCACCUAACUAGUACUACUACCGCUGCCAUUCAAUUACCGUUACUUAACAAGGUACAAGAACUGUAAGUAUAACUAUACAACAGCAACAACAACCACAACAUCAACAAAAUUACCACCGCCACCACCGACAACAACAACAAUAAUUUUUAAUCUGUGGGUGCACAAUCAAGACAACGUUAACGACUGGAGACACCACCACCACCACCACCACCACCACCACCACAGCCACCACAGCCACCACAGCCACCACCGCCACACCAGUAACUGAACAUCCCCACAGGAACACUCAACACCAAAGAUUUUAUUGUUAUUUUAUUGUUCACAUAUUAUUAGGCAUUUAUUUAUUUAUUUAUGAUUCCUGAGAGUAAUAUUUUCAGUUAUCGUUGACUUUUAUUGAUCACCUUUUCGUUUUAUUUAUCAAGUUUUUUCUAAGCUAAUAUUUUUUUCCUUUUAUUUAUCAUCAGUGUUAUUAUGAUUUCAUAUUUUCUUUUAUUUAUUAUUUUUGUUCUUCGUUUCUCAUUCACCUAAAUUAUCUAUCAAGUAUUUUCUAUUUUCUAUUAUCAAACUUAUCACUGUUUCUUAUUUUCCUUAUCUUUUUCUUU
Messenger RNA from Scylla paramamosain (green mud crab), 3152 nucleotides. RefSeq lists its product as uncharacterized. Bases 276 to 2159 code for a protein of 627 amino acids. The transcript is spliced from 3 exons. Lineage: Eukaryota; Metazoa; Arthropoda; Malacostraca; Decapoda; Portunidae. The record is from RefSeq and is a predicted model, not a curated record.